This is a messenger RNA of Portunus trituberculatus (swimming crab), 7586 nucleotides long. RefSeq names its product tyrosine-protein phosphatase non-receptor type 23-like (gene mop). The record is from RefSeq and is a predicted model, not a curated record. Gene Ontology annotation, biological process: protein transport to vacuole involved in ubiquitin-dependent protein catabolic process via the multivesicular body sorting pathway; endocytic recycling; early endosome to late endosome transport. Gene Ontology annotation, cellular component: endosome. Gene Ontology annotation, molecular function: protein binding; protein tyrosine phosphatase activity. NCBI's taxonomy places the organism in Eukaryota, Metazoa, Arthropoda, Malacostraca, Decapoda, Portunidae.
GUGCCGAUACAAAGGUUGGUGACAGUGAAGGCAAGGAAAGCAACACAAGAUGGAGGCAGUGCCACGACUAGGUAUGCUGCGCUUCGAGCUUAAAUCUAGCGCAGAAAGUGUUGAAUUUGGACCAAAACUAAGACAGUACAUAAGGGACCAUUACAAUGAAGAUCCUGACAGCUACAGUACUGAAAUUCAUGAGCUGGAGACUUUACGGGCAUCAGCCACCCAUGCCCCUCAUGACUUCACUGGCUGCUCCCUCCUUAAGAAAUACUACUGUCAGCUACACUUCCUUGUCUCUAGAUUCCCCCUCAGUGAGAACCCCAGUAUUGCCAUCACAUUCAAUUGGUAUGACAUAUACUCCAGUGUAGUUUACAAUGUGGCUGACAUCAAAUAUGAGAUGGCAUGCAUCCUCUACAACAUAGGGGCGCUGCACACUUACCUUGGGGCCAUUGAUGCCAGGAACACUCCUGAUGGCAUGAAGAUCAGUUGCACACAUUUCCAGUGUGCAGCAUGGGCUUUCCAGCACCUUCGUGAGACAUACCCUCAGCCUCGGGAAUCAGACCUUAGUCCAACACUGUUAACCUUCAUGUACAAUGUAGCAUUGGCCCAGGCACAGGAGUGCAUCCUGGAGAAGAGCAUGACAGACAACCGCAAGCCCACCAUCAUAGCUAAAGUUGCUAUGCAGGUGGUAGAGUACCUGAAGGCUGCCAUGAAGAGUCUCUGGCCAGGGAAAUCUACAGAUGCAGUUGUUGCAGAUAUUGUCGGAUCCAGAAAAUUAAAGAUGUGGCGGAGAUACUGCGAAUUCAAGGUGGCAUACCACGGUGCUGUGGCCUUGCUGUACCAAGGAAUGCAGGCUGAGGAGCAGCAAAAGAUGGGGGAGCGGCUGGCAUACUACCAGGCAGCAGUGGAUGCUCUGACUGAGGCUUCUAAAUUGGCAAAGAAUCUGGAGCAACAAGAGUUCAUGGAUAAGCUGAAUCAGUCCAAUGAGAGCAUGCAUUUGAAGCUCGUAACUGAGAGUCUGACAUUCUCCCAUGAUGUCAUCGGAGGAAAGCUCACGGCUGCCCAGAAGGAGAAUGAGUUUGUGUACCAUGAGAAGGUACCUCCCAUUGCAUCCCUGCCUGAGGUGAAGGGUGCAUCAUUGGUGAAGGGCAUUCCAUUCAGUGUGAAUGAUAUGGAGGUGUCUGGCCAGGACAUUUUCAUGAAGCUGGUGCCUCUGGAAGCUCACCAGGCCUCUUCUAUGUACAGUGAGGAGAAGGCCAAGCUACUUCGGCAAGUAGGCACAGCCAUCCAAGAGAAGAAUGAGGAACUGGAGACAUAUCUGGCUUCCAUGCAGCUGGACACCCUCACCUUAGACUCAAACUCAGAUGCUCUACCUCAGGAGCUGGUUGAAAGUUGUGCUGAUCUAAAUGCUAGCAAUGGAGUCAAGAAACUCACAGACAUUAUGGCAAAGAUAUCCAAUUUUUCCCAUGAUAUAAAUGCAACUUUAGAAGAAAUCAAAAGAUUGCUUGGGGAGGAGGAAGAAAAAGAAAAGGAAUUCAAUGCAAUGAUGGGGAAGCGGGCACCCAACAUGAUCCUUGGGGAGCUGCGGCGUGAGGCUGGCAAGUACCGUGAGGCAACUCAGAGUGCCCAGGAUAACAAUGUGGCCCUCCACCGUGCCAUCACCACCCACCUGCCCAACCUCCAGCUUCUCUGUAAGCCUCUUGACCAAGUGAUGACAGCUAUACCUUCUGUGGCAAGUGUGGAAGCCCAGGGAGAUCCAGCAACCAAGCAGGAGGUGAAGAGACUGCUAGGCAAGGUGCAUGAGAUGCAGGCACAGCGCUCCAAAUGGGAUGCUCAGCUGCGCUCGGACAUUCAGGAAGAUGAUGUCACCAAGCAGUUGGUGACCAAUCAAGAGGACAUGGAGGACUUCUUCAAGACUGAACUCAAGAAGCAUGACAAACUGGUUGGUCUACUGGAACAAAAUAUGGCUGCUCAAGCCAACAUCCUGCAAGCACUCUCAGAAGCCAAUGCUGCUUAUGCCACCACACGGAGGCUCACUAACCAGGUGCAAGCUCAGCGGACGGAAACUAUUUCUUCCUUGAUGGCAGCAUACAGUGCAUAUCUCAACAUCCUGAAGAAAGCAGAGGAUGCUGAGGAAUUUUACCACAAACUGGAGGGACAGGUAAACAAGUUGUCUUCCCGAGUCAAGUCAGUGUGCAGAGUACAGGAUGAGGAGAGGGAAGAGGUGCUAUCUGCAAAUGUGAAGAAAUUUACCGGAGGUGCUCUUGGAUCUAAGAAGCCUCCUGUGAUGCCUGGCCAAUCCACCAGUAUAGAGGUAACUUCAGGAACAUCUGGACCCAAACUAAAAGACUACCUACAGCAUAUGAAGGGUGGCAGUAGUGUGGGUGCUGCAGGAGUUGCAGCUGGUAGCAUGGCAUCUACUCAUCCUGGGACUGCAGGGUAUGAUCCUGCUGCCUCUUAUGUCAGUGGUGUGAGACCUGCUCCCUUAGGUUCAGAACAGAAUGAUCCCUUGACUUCAUGCAGUGGCCAGAGUAGUGGGGCAGGUUACACUACAAGCUAUUCAGGUGCAGCCUCAGCCUACCCACCCUCUGCUCCCUCUCCAGCUCCCUCUCCUGCCCCACAUGGCUCUGGUUCCCCAUACAAAAGCCCUUAUGGUGCACCUGGUAGCCAAUACUAUCCUCAACAGCCUGGAGCAUCUUAUCCAGCUGCCUCUGGUGGGAUGGCUUAUCCUCCAGCCCAGCAUUCCACUGUACCAGCAUCAAACGUCCCUGCUCCAGCACCUGCAACCACAGCAACUGCCCCUCAGCCAGUUCCCACCACAGCAACUCCUACUGGAAGCUACAUGCCUCACAGACUGGAGGCCAGUAUGGCAGUCCUUUUAAUUAUGGUUCUCAGUACUCAUACUAUGGGUAUAAUAAUGUGUCUGCAGGUUCUACAAGCACAGCAACAGCUUCAGCUACGGCCUCGGGUAUGCCUCACAUCCCACCACAGCACAGUGGUCCAACUACAGCCACUCAGCAGCAGCCCCAGCGACCACAGCUGGCUCAGCAACCACAGCAGCCCCAACCCCAGCACUCACAGCAACCACCACCCCAGCAUCCACAACAUCCACAGCCAACAACAGCAUCCACAGCAAACUCAACAACCACAGCAAACUCAGCAACCACAGCAGUCCCAACCUGUCUCAGGGUAUGCAGCAUCUGUGCCCGUAGGGUACACGGCAGGUUCACACCCAGCAACAACCAGCGGGGUGACAGGGACCACACAGAUGCCACAGUCAGGUGCUGCCGGUACCCAGGGUUAUUACAACUAUCACCAGCAUCAGCCAGGUGCUGCCCCAACACCAGCAGCACCAGGGAUGGCAACCCCUCAGAGCUACCACCCAUAUCAGUAUUCACAGAAUCAAGCUGGUCAUUUCACUAUUUCCUCUAUGUACAUUCAGGCCGGCUCUCACUACUCGGCAAACAGCAGACCUAAUGGUGACAGCAAAGCUGGUGGUGUGGUGUACUCUAACCAGUCUAUCUCUGCAGGCCAGAUGACCUCUACCAACAAAGAGCAGCCGCCAGUUAGCACCCAGCAGGGACCCAGACACCCUGCUCAAACUUACUCUACUAGCCCAUCAGUAACAACACCACAAGCAGCAAAUCUUUACACUCAUUGGAAUAUGUAUGCCAAUUAUCCCCAGGUUGGCAUAUCAUCCACCAGUGUCAGUCUGGCAGGUUCCACAUCCACAAACACAAGCAAGUCUGGCUUGUCAGAGUACUCUCUUAACACUGUGGCUACCACCACCACACCAAUGCCCACUGUUACUACAGACAGUAACAAGGUGGGUCCAAAAGUCAGCCAAGUGCCCAUUCCAAACUCAUAUUCUCAAGUUCAAUAUAAUAAUCCCAUGAUGUGGGCACAGUAUAGUGGGCACCAGCCACAGUACCAACCAAGACCUGGUCAGUUGCAGCAACCACAACAGCAGCAGCCACAGCAACAGCAGCAGCAGCCACAGCAACAACAGCAGCAACCACAGCAACAACAGCAGCAACCACAACAACAACAGCAGCAGCCACAGCAACAACAGCAGCAGCCACAACAACAACAACCUAGUCAUACUUAUUCACAACAAGCAUACCCACAGCACCAGGCACAUCAGUACCCUGCAAAGCCUCAGCAACAUCCAGGACAGCCUCAGCAGUACCCUCAUCAAUCUCAGCAAUAUUCAUACCCACAACAUCCACAUCAACCACAGCAAAUGCCCAUGCAGCCACGACAACAAGCUGUUCAACCCCAGCAACCUCUUCAGCCACAGCAGCAGCUGCCCAAACAGGCUGCACUGCCUCCCCAGCACCCACAAAGAACCAUCACCAAUGCCACCACCACCACCACCACCACUACUACUGCCACUACCACCACAGCAGCCCCUGCCUCUUCAUCAACAUCUGGAAUUUCUAACUUGGAUCUCCUGUCUGGCAUUGAGUUGACUUCUCCCAGCUCUCAGUGGUCCCCCCUCACACCUCAGCCAGCAGGGAGCAGGCAUUCAGUUGAACCUGCUGGUGAGAGAGGACCUGCUCCUGUUCAGUCUACCUUAGCUCCCGAUGUCACCUCAUCUGCUGCUGCUGCUGCUGCUGCUGCCUCCACCCAUCAGGUGCCAGUUACAGGAAGCAACUUGCCCAACAUAGUGUCAAGUAACACUGCUGUAGUGACUAGUACCAGUAGCACCACAUCUUCAGGACCACUGUCCUCCAACAUACUGGAUCUGACUGCUCUUGCCAAGAGUCGUAAACUUAGUGUGGUGGACCCUCUCACGGAUGAUGAAAAGCUGCAGAAGCUCGCUGGAGAGACUGAACGACUGAGCAAGGUGGUGGAGGGUUUGGACCGAAGAUCUCUCAAUGGACCCACAAAUCUAGAGCUUAAGUGGAAGGAGAUGGUUGAUGGUGUGGAGAAGGAGUGUGGUGAUCUCAAAGUGUCAGUGGCUCGGUGUUAUCCUCUCAAGAACAGGUUUGCUGACAUCCUUCCCUUUGAUCACACCCGUGUCAUCCUCUCCUCAUCCCCUCGAGAUGACUACAUCAAUGCUUCACAUGUACAGCUCAAGUCAGUGGAGGACAGCUUCCCAAUGAUUCUGACACAAGCACCAGCAACUUCCACCUUAUUAGACUUUUGGACAAUGGUAUGGGAACAGCAAGUGGAGCUUAUUGUGUGCCUCAAUUCUGAUGCUGAGGUGAAGGGACAAGUGUACCAUGGAAACGAAGUGUCCAGCAGUGUGGAUUAUGGUCCCCUCACAGUGGUGGUGCACAGCCUCCGGUCAGGCAGCUCCUCCACUGCUUGCCACAGAGUGCUGCACGUCACCCAUCGCACUACCAAGAUCACCCGUGUUAUCAUACAUUUACAGUUCCUUGGUUGGCCUCCCAGUGCCAUGCCAGAGACACCAGGGCCACUGCUACAGUUUGUGGGAGAGGUGCACACCUUCCAGCGCCAACAGAGGAACAAGAUGCGACCUGUUGUGGUGCACUGUGUUCCGGGCCUGGGUCGAUCUGGAGUGCUUGCUGUCCUCUCAUCAUUCAUCAAAGAGCUUCAUGCCAGUGGCAGCCUGAUAGACCUGACAUCCUUGGUGGUGGACCUGAGCAAACAGAGGCGUGGUGGUGUUCAGGACAAGGACCACAUGUACUUCCUCUUCUCUGCGGCUCUCUAUUAUGCCCAGGAUGUGCUGAUGAAGCGUGGCAUCUUGACCAAUAAGGCCACAUUUGAAGAGGGUCCCAGAGAAAAAACUCAUGUACGUCAUCCCUCAGCUGACCUCCUCUCAUCAUAUGACCUUUCCCGGCUUAAAAGCAAACUUGGAUUUGACCAAGAAAGUGGAAAGUCUGGCAGUGAGGAAGACCAGGCCUCCAGCAACACAGCCACUUGUAAUGGUUCAUCACCUGCCAUCGAGGAACCAGUGUCAAAAGAGAGUGUCAUGACAUCAGAUCCCUCAGCCACAUUAGCUACAGGCAUUGCUGAUACCGACCUUGAUACUGGGGUGAAGGGUGAUGAGGGGGCCAAAGAGAAGGAGGUUGACACACUAGCAGCAGCACCAAGCAAACCAAGUGGAACAGUUGACCCAGGCUUUUCUUCUCUUCCCCCAAGCUUGGCAGCCAGUAUGGACCCACAGCAAUUCAAGCUUGAACCACCUGUGCUGGGAAAGCCUAAUAAGAUAACAAAAGAAAACUUUGAGAAUGUUAGCAGUGGAGGUCUGAAGAAGACGGAUGACCCAAGUGAUCCAUUUAGUGGACUGGAUCCUCUCUGGUCACAUAAGAAAUCAUCUUAGUGUACAGGUGAAGUAAUGCCAUAGUGAGUUUGCUCGACCCUAGUGGUGAGACACGUCAUCUAUGCUGACACUGGGCUGGACAAGAGGUGCUAGCAGGUUGUCAUAAGGUAAAGUUAGUUUUUGUUUUCGUUCAGUCUGGUUUUGGUAAGAAUGCAUCAUAAUGAUACAGUGAUGUAAAUAUUACAUUCAAGUUGCCAAAUCAAAAUUUAGUACUAUCUGGAAAUAAAUAUAUAUUUUUUCUUUAGUCGUUCUGAUGAUGAUCCCUUUUUGUAAUUACAGUUUAGAUUAAUUUAAUUCUAGAAACCUGUUCCACAGUCAGAUACAUUUCUCUAUGUUUCCAUACUAUGUUAAAGAGAAUAUUACCAUAUUCAUAUUUUUCUUAUGAUGAGAUGCACCUUGCAAACUUUGUCCUUCCCUGAGUCUUUUAAGCGCUUUAAUUGAAUAAUGAUUAGUUCAUUGUUUAUUGAUAUAGUAAGCGUCCAUUGUUAAGGUCAUUAGAACAUCUGUUUGAUAUGGACAUUAUGAUCCUGUAAAAUCUGUCUUCAUAUUGUAAGACAGUAUCUCCUGCAAAUCUGGACCAAGAAAUAUCUUUGUAAAUAUUCUUUGAAUCUUUCACAUAAGUUUGUGAGGUAUACUUUGUGGAUGCAUAGAAUUUUGGGGUAUAUUGUUAAUGGUAGAAGAUGUAAUAUGCAGUUAUAUAUAUUGUGAAGAGUGUGGUAUAGUUGGUGAAGCCACACUGAAUGCAACCCUUGUGCUUGUAACUGUACCUUGUUUAUGUGCAUCAAACAGAAUUCUUGUUGUUAACUAUAAUCGGAGCAUUCGUGAUUCGUAGGUUUAUUAUUCCCAAUACUCAGUGCCACAAACAGUUAAGAUUAAACAUCUAAAUGAUAAUUGAUAGCCGUGUGAAAGAUAUGGAGGGGCGGAGUCAGUCCAGUGAAGCUCACCUGAUGCAUAGUAGCUGAAUUAGAUACUUGUAAUAUGUGAUGAUUUGUUGUAUUUGUUCUGAUUGUACCACAUUACCAUAAAGAAAAGCUUAAUUUUAUAUAUUAUAAUCUACAUAAGUUCCUAAGAGUAUGUACUAGUUACCAUGUAUUUUAAAAGAUUACUGGACGUGAGAGUGAUUGCCUUAGUCCCUGAGCAGCAGAGACUGUCACUACCUGCUUGUGUCAUCUGUUUGUUGUGAUUGAUCACUGUGAUGUUUUGUAUAUGGAAAGAGUCUCAACUAUUGGUCUUCAUGGUAUCCAUAAACUUUGAACUAUGUCCCGUUGAAUACAGUAACCAAUAAAGAAAUGUUAAGAUA